Molecule: messenger RNA, 1771 nt
Organism: Arabidopsis thaliana (thale cress)
Lineage: Eukaryota; Viridiplantae; Streptophyta; Magnoliopsida; Brassicales; Brassicaceae
Product: RNA-binding (RRM/RBD/RNP motifs) family protein
Exons: 3
Coding region: 271-1131 (286 amino acids)
Cellular component (GO): chloroplast
Molecular function (GO): nucleic acid binding; RNA binding; mRNA binding
Source: RefSeq, marked reviewed
AAAGUGUUUGGUAAAGGGAAUAAGAGACUUGAAGAAAUGAAAAUGUUUGAAUAAUUUUUUAUUUUUUGAUUUAUAACUUUGGGCCUUUUGUUUAUUUCAUGAAAAACAAAACCUGCUACGCGAAAGAGAGUGUCUCAUCUGACGUAGCGAAUACCGAGCAGGAUUGUAACGGGUUAAAUGACCCGACCCGAUUUGUUCUAUUAAUUUCUAUUUCAUUUCUUUUUUUUUUAAUCAUUCUUCUCAAAUAAUUUACUUUCUGGUCCUUCGAUAAUGGCGGCCUCCUGCUUCGCAAUUCCCUUAUCUUCUUCUUCUCGAUCGUCUCACAAUGCAAUUCCCAAAUACAAAACCCUAAUCUCUUCUUCUUCUUACUCUUACUUAGAAUCUCUGAAACUUCAAUUCUCUUCUUCCAAUUCUUUUCAUCACUCUUCUCUUUCUCGUCCCUUUGUAGCUCAACCACUUCAAAUCAAGGUCUCUUCUUCAGAAUUAUCAGUUCUCGAUGAAGAAAAAGAAGAAGAAGUAGUUAAAGGAGAAGCAGAACCCAAUAAAGAUAGUGUCGUCUCCAAAGCAGAACCAGUAAAGAAACCGAGACCUUGCGAGCUCUACGUGUGUAAUAUCCCUAGAAGCUACGACAUUGCUCAGCUUCUUGACAUGUUUCAGCCUUUUGGAACUGUAAUCUCUGUAGAGGUAUCGCGAAAUCCUCAGACGGGAGAGAGCCGUGGAAGCGGGUACGUGACAAUGGGUUCUAUAAACUCUGCCAAAAUCGCCAUUGCUUCUCUUGAUGGAACAGAAGUAGGUGGUCGGGAAAUGCGGGUUAGGUACUCUGUUGACAUGAAUCCAGGAACAAGAAGAAACCCUGAAGUCUUGAACUCAACUCCAAAGAAGAUUCUGAUGUACGAAAGCCAACACAAGGUCUAUGUCGGAAAUCUCCCUUGGUUCACACAGCCUGAUGGUUUGAGAAACCACUUUAGCAAGUUUGGCACAAUCGUAAGCACGAGAGUGUUACAUGAUCGUAAGACCGGGAGAAACAGAGUCUUUGCCUUUCUUUCUUUUACAAGCGGUGAAGAACGUGAUGCGGCUUUAUCAUUCAAUGGAACAGUUAAGUUCGUUAUCCAUAAAAAGAAUCUUGCUUGAGGAAACUUCUUCUACUGCUCUCUGGCUUUAUCACAAUCUCUCUUUUGCAGCAAUAUGAAGGUCGCAGAAUCAUCGUCAGAGAAGGUAUCGAGAAGAGUGAGUCGUAAACCAACUGUUCUGCUUUUGCUGCAAAGACAUCUCUUGGACACAAACAAUGUGUAAUGAAUGUCUUCUGAUUUCUUCGACAAGUAACCUUUACAUAUUAUAUCCUUCUCGAUUUUGUUUAUCACCCAUUAUAUCUACCUGUAUAAUUCUCUUUUCGAUCUUCUUCUUCGAUUCAUCUACUCUACAAAUGAAAGAUAAUCGUCAAACCUCCCCAACUGUCGUCUCACUCUAACAUUUUGCCAAACACUUGGUGUGCAUGCAAUACUCAGGUUCCAAAUAAAGAAAACAGAACCAUUAGCAUCUUCAUUUUGUAAGGCUUAACUCCGAGGAUCCGAUUCGGAGACCCGAAUAAGGAUUUAGGAUCCACACACGACUUUCGUCACUCUCCGAUUCCAUUCCCCGUUGGAGAAGAUCAACCAACUAGGGUUUUAAAUCUCGGGAGGAGACUGAAAAAGGCCAUAAAUGAUAAAUGGGCUUUAUAUUUGUUUAGGCCCAGUGAAAUGAUUUCAAGUGGGCCCAUCUGAUAACUACCUCC